Molecule: messenger RNA, 415 nt
Organism: Sitophilus oryzae (rice weevil)
Lineage: Eukaryota; Metazoa; Arthropoda; Insecta; Coleoptera; Curculionidae
Exons: 2
Coding region: 12-398 (128 amino acids)
Source: RefSeq, a predicted model, not a curated record
AUGAGAAUCAAAUGACAUUACAGUCAUUAAUAUUGGACAUAAUCGUGAGAUUCACUUUAGAAUUUGACUUAGUAGAUAGUGUCUCUCCAACUCCCGUAAUAUUAAAUUCGACAGGACAUUGUGGAAGUUGCAACCUUUCAGCCAAUUCUCGAGAAAUGAAAUUACUUUGGGAACCAGGAUCAAGCAGAGCACGAACUAACCAAGAUCUUCCAUUAGCAUCAAAAACUUUAACCUUUGCUGUUGGAAGAAUCGAUAAUGUAGCAGCAUUUGUACUAUUCAUAAUAUGUCCAGAAGUAACCAUCGGUAAAGAAUUUUUGGCUGUAGAAAUUUCACAUUCAUCUUCAGUUCUACUAUUAGUAGUACUACUACUACUAGGAGUAUUAAGUAAAUUAUUUUGAUUAGGUUGUUCUACAGA